Messenger RNA from Trichophyton benhamiae CBS 112371, 1053 nucleotides. Its product is annotated as transesterase (LovD), putative. The coding region runs from base 1 to 1053 and encodes 350 amino acids. NCBI's taxonomy places the organism in Eukaryota, Fungi, Ascomycota, Eurotiomycetes, Onygenales, Arthrodermataceae. The transcript is spliced from 4 exons. The record is from RefSeq and is a predicted model, not a curated record.
AUGGAAAAAUUCUGGAUAAUCGAGAUGAUUACUAAAGGGGUUCUAGACCGGGUACUACAUUCUAUUCCCUAUGGCACUCAAAACGUCGAUGGGUCUGGGGAUGCUGUGACGGAAAGAUCAAUGUUCUGGUGCGCAUCUAUGACUAAGAUCGUCACGGCUGUUGCUGUUAUGGUUGCUGUUGAAAAGGGGCUAGUAGGCUUGGAUGAUGACGUCGGGGCCAUCUUACCCGAGCUGGCUGAGCCAGAUAUAAUCGUCGGGUUUGAAGAUGGUAAUGAUGCUGUCAAUUCAUCUGUCAAGAGAUGGGCGGAGUAUCACAAUCACACCGCUACCACUGAUGUAACAUCCAGGGAAACGUACCAUCUGCCUUUGGCUUUUGAGCCGGGAAAAUCCUGGGGCUAUGGCCCUGGAGUUGACUGGGCUGGCUGUGUAGUCGAAAAAGUUUCAAAUCAGAAGCUCGGGGAUUUCAUGCAAGAGAAUAUCUUUCAAAAACUCGGUAUCACGGCAACCACGUUCCAUCCUGAAAAUCAUCCUUUGUUCAACGCAAGACGUGUUGAACUUUGUCAACGAGCACCGGAUGGGAGCCUAUCCACGAUUCCAGUCCCAUACACAAUCCCAGCGAAGGAUGAUUUGGGCGGUAUUGGUUUAUACUCGACGCCCAAGGAAUUUACCAGAUUCUUGCAGAUGAUACUUCGCAGUGGUGAGAACGUGUUGCGACCCGAAAGCAUCAACACGAUUCUUUCUCCCCAGCUCGAGUGUAAUAAAGAAAUAAACGCAAUUCGAGACCGCGGCCCAAAGAUCAUGAGUCGCCUUGUUAACCCGGGAAAGGUGAUUGAUAUGGGUCUGUCAGCAAGUAUCAACCUGGAUCGAGUCCCGGGUGCUCGUUACCCAGGAUCUAUCUCCUGGGCUGGGGCUGCAAACGCCUUCUGGUGGUUGGAUAUGAAAGCUGGUAUCUGCGGUACCCUCUUUAUGCAUUCGUUUCCUCCUUUCGAUAUUGCUGCUUUGGACCUGCUGGAUGAACUUGAAGCUGCAGCAUACAAAAUUGAGGGCCUCUAG